AUGCGGCUCACUGUCUCCUUCAUCGGUCUCUUGUCGCUUCUCCAGACGGCCUCGGGUUUGGUCGCCUUCCCUGGUGCGGAGGGUUUUGGUGCAAAUGCGGUCGGCGGUCGUGGGGGGGAGAUCUAUGUUGUGUCUAAUUUAAAUGAAUCCGGGGAAGGGUCUUUGCGCGAUGCUGUAUCGAAGACCGACCGGAUUGUGGUUUUCUCCGUUGGGGGAGUGAUUAAAAUUACUGAUCGCAUUGUUGUGUCGAAGCGAGUGACCAUUCUGGGACAAACGGCGCCUGGCGAUGGAAUCACUGUGUAUGGAAACGGGUGGUCGUUCUCGAAUGCUGACGAUGCUAUCGUGCGGUAUAUCCGAAUUCGCAUGGGCAAGGGUGGAUCGGCUGGGAAAGACGCCAUGGGCAUUGCCGAAGGAAAGAAUAUGAUCUUCGACCAUGUCUCCGUCUCCUGGGGUCGGGACGAGACCUUCUCGAUCAAUGGUCCCGCGAGCAACAUCACCAUUCAAAACAGUAUCAUGGCGCAGGGUCUGCAGCCUCAUUCCUGCGGCGGCUUGAUGCAAACUGACGGCGGUAUCUCGCUGUUCCGCAACCUAUACAUCGAUAACAAGACGCGCAAUCCUAAGGUCAAGGGCAUCAAUGAGUUCACGAACAAUGUCGUCUAUAACUGGGGAGGUGGUGGAGCGUACAUUGCUGGAGGCUCCGAAGCGGAAUCAUUCGUCAACAUUAUCGGAAACUACUUUGUCAGUGGGCCAUCUACGUCCGUCACGGCGUUUACUCGGGGUAACGAGAAGUUCCAUGCCUACGUUGAGAAAAACUACUACGACUCGGAUAAGGAUGGUACCCUCAACGGGAGUGAGCUUGGCGUUUCUUCGACCAACUACGGCGGAAUGGACCUCGUCAACAACAGGUACGACUAUCCAGCCGUGGAGUCUGUCUUGUCGCCGGCCGAUGCUCUGAGCUACGUUACCAAGUAUGGAGGAGCGUCGAAAGUGCGAGACAGCGUUGACCAGGAAUUAAUUGAACAGGUCGAGUCCUACGGCAAAAAGGGCGCACUAAUCUCAGAUGAAGCGGAUAUGGGAGGCGCAGGCAACCUCGACAAGGGCACGGCUGCUACCGACACCGAUGGCGACGGAAUCCCGGACGAUGCCGAGAAAAGGCUUGGAACGGACCCCAAGACUGCCGAUUCCAUGAAGUUGCAUGAGAGCGGUUACACAUAUCUGGAGGUGUGGGCGAACUCGUUGGUCCCUUCUAGCUAUCAGUGAUCUAUCAAUUGAUAUAUCUGCCUGAUUCUGUACAUACACCACACGAGGCAUCCUUUUUCCGAACCUUCGUUCAUUGAGUGAGG
This is a messenger RNA of Aspergillus alliaceus, 1343 nucleotides long. RefSeq names its product polysaccharide lyase family 1 protein (gene plyC). NCBI's taxonomy places the organism in Eukaryota, Fungi, Ascomycota, Eurotiomycetes, Eurotiales, Aspergillaceae. The record is from RefSeq and is a predicted model, not a curated record. The coding region runs from base 1 to 1260 and encodes 419 amino acids. The transcript is spliced from 4 exons.